Molecule: messenger RNA, 6889 nt
Organism: Sus scrofa (pig)
Lineage: Eukaryota; Metazoa; Chordata; Mammalia; Artiodactyla; Suidae
Gene: ADAMTS2
Product: ADAM metallopeptidase with thrombospondin type 1 motif 2
Biological process (GO): extracellular matrix organization; proteolysis
Molecular function (GO): zinc ion binding; metalloendopeptidase activity
Source: RefSeq, a predicted model, not a curated record
UCGCUCGCUCGCUCCUUCCCUCUCCCCGCCUCCCCUCCGCGCUCCCCCGCCCUUUCCUCCGCGCCUCGCCUCCUCCGCCCCGCGCCCUGCGGUGCUGCAGCUGCGGGCGGCUCCAGCUGCCCCCAGAUGUGGGCUGGGCGGCGCGCGGGGAACUUUCGCGCCGGCUGCGAGUGCGGGGCCCCGGCUGCGGUCCGGCUGCCAUGGAUCCGCCGGCGGGAGCCGCUCGCUGCCUGCUCUGCCCCGCGCUGCUGCUGCUACUGCCGCCGCUCCUGCUGCCGCCUCUGCCGGCGGACGCCGGGCUCACGGCCGCCGCCGACCCCCCAGGCGGGCCCUUGGGGCACGGAGCGGAGCGCAUCCUGGCGGUGCCGGUGCGCACUGACGCCCAGGGCCGCUUGGUAUCCCACGUGGUGUCCGCGGCGGCGGCCCAGGCUGGGGUACGGGCCCGCAGGGCCGCCCCAGUCCACACCCCGGGCUUUCCUGGAGGCAGUGAGGAGGACCCUGGCGGCCGCCUCUUCUACAAUGUCACGGUCUUUGGCCGAGACCUGCACCUGCGGCUGCGGCCCAACGCCCGCCUCGUGGCGCCUGGGGCCACGGUGGAGUGGCAGGGCGAGUCGGGAGCCACCCGCGUGGAGCCCCUGCUUGGGACCUGCCUCUACGUCGGAGACGUGGCCGGCCUGGCUGAAACCUCCUCCGUGGCGCUCAGCAACUGCGACGGGCUGGCUGGCCUGAUCCGUAUGGACGAGGAGGAGUUCUUCAUUGAGCCCCUGGAGAAAGGGCUGGCGGAGAAGGAGGCCGAGCAGGGCCGCGUGCAUGUGGUGUAUCGCCGGCCGCCCACCUCCAGACCCCCUCCUCUGGGGGGACCACAGGCCCUGGACACAGGGGCCCCCCCAGCCAGCCUGGACAGCCUCAGCCAAGCCCUGGGCAUCCUGGAGGAGCACGUCAACAGCUCCAGGCGGAGGGCACGCAGGCACGCUGCCGACGACGACUACAACAUCGAGGUCCUGCUGGGGGUGGACGACUCUGUGGUCCAGUUCCACGGGAAGGAGCACGUGCAGAAGUACCUGCUCACUCUCAUGAACAUCGUCAAUGAGAUUUAUCAUGACGAGUCCCUGGGGGCCCACAUCAAUGUCGUCCUGGUGCGGAUAAUCCUGCUGAGUUACGGGAAGUCCAUGAGCCUCAUUGAGAUCGGAAACCCCUCUCAGAGUCUGGAGAACGUCUGCCGCUGGGCCUACCUGCAGCAGAAGCCGGACACUGGCCACGAGGAGUACCACGAUCAUGCCAUUUUCCUCACCCGGCAGGACUUUGGGCCCUCGGGCAUGCAAGGCUAUGCUCCUGUCACCGGGAUGUGCCACCCUGUCCGCAGCUGCACCCUGAACCACGAGGAUGGCUUCUCCUCAGCGUUCGUGGUGGCCCAUGAGACUGGCCAUGUGCUGGGCAUGGAGCAUGACGGGCAGGGCAACCGCUGCGGCGACGAGGUGCGGCUGGGCAGCAUCAUGGCACCGCUGGUGCAGGCAGCCUUCCACCGCUUCCACUGGUCCCGCUGCAGCCAGCAGGAGCUGAGCCGCUACCUGCACUCCUAUGACUGCCUGCGAGAUGACCCCUUCGCCCAUGACUGGCCGGCGCUGCCCCAGCUCCCUGGGCUGCACUACUCCAUGAACGAGCAGUGCCGCUUCGACUUCGGCCUGGGCUACAUGAUGUGCACUGCGUUUCGGACCUUCGACCCCUGCAAGCAGCUGUGGUGCAGCCACCCUGAUAACCCCUACUUUUGCAAGACCAAGAAGGGGCCCCCUCUGGACGGGACCAUGUGUGCACCUGGCAAGCACUGCUUUAAAGGACACUGCAUCUGGCUGACACCUGACAUCCUCAAACGAGACGGCAACUGGGGCGCCUGGAGUCCCUUCGGCUCCUGCUCCCGCACCUGCGGCACGGGUGUGAAGUUCAGGACCCGCCAGUGCGACAAUCCACACCCAGCCAAUGGAGGCCGCACCUGUUCAGGCCUUGCCUACGAUUUCCAGCUCUGCAACUCCCAGGACUGCCCUGACGCCCUGGCCGACUUCCGCGAGGAGCAGUGCCGACAGUGGGACCUGUACUUCGAGCACGGUGACGCCCAGCACCACUGGCUUCCCCACGAGCACCGGGAUGCUAAGGAGAGAUGCCACCUCUACUGCGAGUCCAAGGAGACUGGGGAGGUGGUGUCCAUGAAGCGCAUGGUACACGAUGGCACGCGCUGCUCCUACAAGGACGCCUUCAGCCUCUGUGUGCGCGGGGACUGCAGGAAGGUGGGCUGUGACGGGGUGAUCGGCUCCAGCAAACAGGAGGACAAGUGUGGGGUGUGUGGAGGAGACAACUCCCACUGCAAGGUGGUCAAGGGCACUUUCACCCGCGCGCCCAAGAAGCUCGGUUACAUCAAGAUGUUCGAGAUCCCAGCGGGAGCCAGACACCUGCUUAUCCAGGAGGCGGACACCACCAGCCACCACCUGGCCGUCAAGAACUUGGAGACAGGCAAGUUCAUUUUAAAUGAAGAGAAUGACGUGGAUCCCAACUCCAAAUCCUUCAUCGCCAUGGGCGUGGAAUGGGAGUACCGCGACGAGGACGGCCGGGAGACGCUGCAGACCACGGGCCCCCUCCAUGGCACCAUCACCGUCCUGGUCAUCCCGCAGGGAGACGCCCGGAUCUCGCUGACCUACAAAUACAUGAUCCACGAGGACUCGCUCAAUGUGGACGACAACAACGUCCUGGAGGAUGACUCCGUGGGCUAUGAGUGGGCCCUGAAGAAGUGGUCUCCCUGCUCCAAGCCCUGCGGUGGAGGGUCCCAGUUCACCAAGUAUGGCUGCCGCCGGAGGCUGGACCACAAGAUGGUGCACCGAGGCUUCUGUGAUGCCCUCUCAAAGCCCAAGGCCAUCCGCCGGGCUUGCAACCCGCAGGAGUGCUCCCAGCCUGUGUGGGUCACAGGCGAGUGGGAGCCAUGCAGUCAGAGCUGUGGGCGGACGGGCAUGCAGACUCGCUCCGUGCGCUGCAUGCAGCCCCUGCACAACAAUACUACCCGCUCCGUGCACACCAAGCACUGCAAUGAUGCCCGACCUGAGGGCCGCCGGGCCUGCAACCGUGAGCUCUGCCCUGGUCGGUGGCGGGCUGGACCCUGGUCCCAGUGCUCGGUCACCUGUGGCAACGGCACCCAGGAACGGCCUGUGCUCUGCCGAACCUCGGACAACAGCUUCGGGGUCUGCCGGGAGGAGCGGCCUGAGACAGCAAGGAUCUGCAGGCUUGGCCCCUGUCCCCGAAACAUCUCCGACCCCUCCAAGAAGAGCUACGUGGUUCAGUGGCUGUCCCGACCGGACCCCGACUCGCCAGUCCAGAAGCCCUCGUCAAAGAGCCACUGCCAAGGCGACAAGUCAAUGUUCUGUAGGAUGGAAGUCUUGUCUCGCUAUUGCUCCAUCCCAGGCUACAACAAACUGUGCUGCAAGUCCUGUAACCUGCACGACAACCUCACUGAUGUGGAUGGCGGGGCAGAGCCACCCCCUGGGAAGCACAAUGACAUCGAAGAACUCGUGCCCACCCUCCCAGUGCCCACUCUAGUCAUGGAGGUGCAGCCUCCACCCAGCACGCCCCUGGAGGUGCCUCUCAAUACCUCCAGCACCAACGCCACGGAGGACCAUCCAGAAACCAACGCGGUGGACGUGCCCUACAAAAUCCACGGCCUGGAAGACGAAGUCCAGCCACCCAACCUAAUCCCUCGACGACCGAGCCCGUAUGAAAAGACCAGAAACCAAAGGAUCCAAGAGCUCAUUGAUGAGAUGAGGAAGAAAGAGAUGCUCGGAAAGUUAUAAUAAAAUGGAAAGAUAGCAUCAAUAGCAUUUUUUUCCUUGCUUAUAGAGAUAUUCCAUGGGAUGGCAACUCCUGCAUCAUGGAGAUGAAGUCAGAUUCCUGAUUCCAAAAGGUUUUGAGAAAACAAAGAGGGAGAAUGAUGUAAAAAAUACAUAUAUGUGUGUGUGUGUGUGUAUAUAUACAUAUUUGCACAUGAAUAUGUGUGCAUGUGUAUAUAUAUAUACACACACACAUAUAUUUAUGUAUAUGGUUGUGAGAUGUGGCACUUAGUUAGUACAUGUGUUUCCCAGACCUGGAAUAUUCUAAUUCCUGUCCUGGGGUUGGGUGUUGGAUAGAGAAGAAUAUACAGGUUCUACUUCCCCUGCCACUAGUCGAUGAGGGAAGGCAAGAGGGAUAACUCGGAGAGAGAAAACGUUUGUCCCAAAUUUCUGAGCAGUGAUCGGGAAUCUUCCUCUCCUGGUGGUGACCACCCUGAUGGAGACGCAGGACAGUUCCUACCAAUCUCCAGACCCAAGCCCAAGCCCCAUGAGGACUCUUAGGAGGAACGCUGGCUUCCUGAAUCACCGACCAGUCACUAAGAUGAGCCCAGUGAAGUGGAGGCCAUGAACUCCAGCGCCUUCGAGGUGGUGAGGGUGAGUGUAGUGGCCAGCAGGGAACGGUGACCCCGGCUGUGGUCCCCAGCCACACUCUGCUGCAAAGCAGGCCCCUGCUGCCAGACCGUGUGCUUUCUCAGUACAAGUCUAGAUGUCCGUGUGAAAAAUCUCUAUUUUCAAGGUCAAGUCAGAAUAUUUUAAGGGGGUCUGCUAGAGUCUAGAGCCGCCAGGCUGCAGCCUCUGGUCUCCAGGCUUGGCCUGAUGCAGUCCCAAGAAUUAAGGACGAAAAGAAAGCCAUCUGACCCAGCUGGUGCUCUCGUGCUGCCUUUGAGUAGCUCAGCCAAAUGUGAGCUGUGAAGCUGUCUGCUUCUUUCCAGGAAAGUAUCGGGAAUCCUAUAACUGGGACGUGAGGAUUAGAUGUUUCCUACUUGAAGACGUGACAGUGGGGCCGCCCCCAGGCUCUUCCAGCCUCUCUUGUCCUCCCUAACCCUGGCCAGCCUGGCCUCAGGCCGGGGGCCCCCCAGAGAGGUUCUCCCCUUCCCCAAGCGCACUGGAAGCUUGGGAGAGGGGGGCAUGCCCUCUGCUGAAAUGUCCAGUGAGUGGUCAAGGCCCACAACUCUCCCUCUGGGACAGAAGUGCUGCCACCAGGGCGCCCCCACCAGAUGGGGCUGGUGAGCUCAGCGUUGCUCCUGGACACCGGCCUCGCUUUCGGGCUGUGGGCUUGCCCUGUCUAGCCCUGUGGUGCCCCCACCUCCAUCCCUUAGAAGUGCCAGCGCAUCAACUCCUCUGAUGGGAGGCGCGGGGUGGAGGUGGGGAGAGGCUGCUUUAUUUUUUGCUCUUUCCCCAACUUUAACAAGUUCUAUUUUUAGCAGAAUGGUGCUUUGUGAGCAAGAUGUGAAUGAGAGAGAAAGAGGCAAGGGAGGCGGGUAGAGGGGAGGAUGGAUGGUGCUGAUUUUUACCUCUCGCUGCAUUGAUAGUUCGUGAACAUGCAGCUGAAAGUUCCCCCAAAUUACAAGACCCAGGCAUGUCAGCUGCUUAGCUGGGCCUAGCCUGACAUCUAAUCCUUAAGCUUUUCAUGCCCAAGAAAGUUCUAGAGCCUUUGUAUUCUCACCAGUCACAGAUCUUAGAGAACUCUUUUUUUGUUUCAGUCCCCAUUCUGUGGAUGAGAAUCCCGGGGCUCAGGACAAUACCAGGAUGGCUACUUUUUAUUGUCUUGAGGUUCUAAGUACGUUUGUGUGAAUCUGCGCAUGUGUAUGAGUGUGUCUCCGUGUCUGCUCUAAGGGACAGAGUGAGGGUGGAGCCAACAGUGAGGGGACGUCUGGGAUGAUGCUCCACCUUCCAAAUAGGAGAACUAGGCUCCCCCGUCUCCCCAGCGAAGCCUGCCUGCCUCCCCUCUGCCACCAUGUCCCACACUUGCUCAGAUGUGUCAGAUAUGUCCCUGUGUCUCAAAGGAACUUCCUGGCUCCUUAGGACCAAACUGGAGAAAACAUUCCUGAAAACCUCUCCGAGUAUCUCUUCUUUAACAAGGCGUGGUGCGGAGUCCCCAGCCCCAUCUCUCUGUCAUUAGGAAAUGGGUCUACCGCUUUCCCUCAUUGGUUGAACCCAUGGCAGCUGGUGCUACUCACGGGCUGAAGGACUGAACAGUGUUUGCUUGGGUCUCUCCUAGAAUGUAGAGAAAGUUCCAGACUAACCCCAGCCAGGGGGUUAUUCACUUUACCCGCCCCUUCCCAGAUCCCAACAAAGCAGGGCUGGACACUCCCAGGUGAUCUGUCUUCUGCUGCAGGAAGAAAGAUGCCCUCUGGGUCAGUGUGGCUGUGACCCCAUAUGUCAUACUCAGGGCCUUGGGCUGUAGUUCCACAGAGUUCUCCAGAACCAGAUGACCCUCAGAGGUCUCUCUGUCUAAGAAGGCUGUGUUUACCCUCCCUGGGACAUUGCAAAUGUCCACUGAGCUUGAGACAGUUGGAGAGCUGGCUUAGCAAUAGCCCUGGCUCAGGGGCUCCUGCAUCCUGGGGGAGGCAGAGGGCAUCUUUGAGCCAAGGUUUCCUAACAGGUUGAGACUCAGAGGUCCUCUCUGCCCACACCUCUAAUAAGUCAGCUAAGGGGUUCUGAGAGUCACUUCAUGUUUGUGGGGAGACUUGUGCUAGAAUUUAGGGACCUGGCUCUCUGAACUUUUGGAAAACCCAUGGAAUUUCAUGUAUAAGCCUUUCAUUGUACUCUAAGGUUUUGUUUGUUUGUUUGUCUGGAGUAUAUAAAUGGUGCUCAAUAGCAAAGUCUUUCUCAGAUGAAGCAUUAUGACUAUGUACUCCUGUCUGACAGGUAGCCGCCACAUGGAUCAUCACGGUGCUGAAUUCACAUUCACAAUUUUGUAUCUUACUGAUGACAGCAAUCAUUGCAUUUGUUUUUCUGUAUAGGAAAAUUUGGCUCCUUGAUUUUAUAACUUAUUAAAGUUAAAAUGUCUGUGUUUUUGCACA